This is a messenger RNA of Gossypium raimondii (Peruvian cotton), 1027 nucleotides long. RefSeq names its product mediator of RNA polymerase II transcription subunit 18. The record is from RefSeq and is a predicted model, not a curated record. Gene Ontology annotation, biological process: regulation of transcription by RNA polymerase II; termination of RNA polymerase II transcription. The coding region runs from base 111 to 764 and encodes 217 amino acids. Gene Ontology annotation, cellular component: core mediator complex; mediator complex. Gene Ontology annotation, molecular function: transcription coregulator activity. The transcript is spliced from 5 exons. Lineage: Eukaryota; Viridiplantae; Streptophyta; Magnoliopsida; Malvales; Malvaceae.
ACCAUUCGUAUAACGAACUGAGCUCGAACCGGAUUUUAAGAAGAGCAAGGGUUUCGCAGUGAGCUUACUGGUUGCAUUUCUUCGUUUAACAUUGAAAAAAACUUGUAAAAAUGGAGUGCGUAGUUCAAGGAAUUAUAGAGACACAGUAUGUUGAGGCACUUGAAAUUCUACUUCAAGGUCUUUGCGGUGUAAAUAGAGAACGCUUGAGGGUACAUGAAAUUUGCCUUAAAAGUGGUCCAAAUCUUGGAUUUGUUACUUCCGAGGUCAGAUUAUUGUGUGAUCUUGAACAGUCCGAGCCUACUUGGACUGUGAAACAUGUUGGGGGUGCAAUGAGGGGUGCUGGAGCAGAGCAAAUCUCUGUGCUGGUUAGAAGUAUGGUAGAAAGCAAAGCCAGCAAGAACGUGCUUCGAUUAUUUUAUUCACUUGGAUAUAAGUUGGAUCAUGAGUUGUUGAGAGUGGGAUUCACCUUUCAUUUCGAAAGGGCUGCUCAGAUAACCGUGACUGUCUCAUCGGUUAAUAAGAUGCUGAAACUGCACGCAACGGAUGAGGCUGUCCCGGUAACACCUGGUAUACAGAUGGUUGAAGUGACCGCGCCUGCAACAUCGGAAAAUUAUAAUGAAGUCGUUGCUUCUGUGUCUUCUUUUUGUGAAUAUCUUGCACCGCUGCUGCAUUUGUCAAAGCCAGGCGUUUCAACCGGGGUUGUCCCGACAGCUGCUGCAGCUGCCGCUUCUCUUAUGUCAGAUGGUGGAGGCACAACUUUGUAAUAGGAUUUGUAAGGGUUGCAGAAUGUUUAUAACAGGGUACUUUUUGCAUAAUUGAUGAUUCAUCACAUUUCCCCCCUCUAUUAUUAUGGCUAUCACUCAAAGAUGCUAUUUUUGAUCCCAUGUUUCAACUUCAAGACGAUUUGUGGAGUUUCCAUAUUGUGUUGGUGGAACUACGGUGUAACUUAGUCGUUUAUGUUAGGCUUGACUUGAAAUUAGAUUCAAAUUAAAUUUGAUUAAAUAUAAAACUAACUUGAAUCAUGGUA